AGAAGGUGGAAGAAUUGUUUUUACCGCGCAGAGAAAUCAGGAGCGAGCACUGGUGCCGUUGGGUCGUACAGCAAAGAUUUGUGGAUCAGCCAGGUACUGAUUCCGUCGAUACACCAUGGGAACCCCGUUCAAGGAUCUGGCUAAGCUGUUCGACAACAAAAUCAACAAUACGAACUUCAGCGGCGACUCCAUUAACGCAACUGCUGCGCCAGCGAACCGCCCUGGUUUUGAGUUUCAGAAGGUCCCUGCCGGCACCGUGGCCGCCUUUAUCCCGCUCUAUACGAGCGUCGUCAUUUUGUCGUUGCUGGGGAACGCCCUCGUUUGCCUCGCUGUGGUGCGCAACAAACGCAUGCGCAGUGUCACCAACUUCUUCUUGGCCAACCAGGCUCUGUCGGACAUCGUCAUGACAAUUCUGAACAUUCCCUUCACCGCAUACCACCAAAUGGUGCUUGACUGGCCCUUUGGCGACCUGAUGUGCCACCUGGCCGAGUACAUGGGCAUGAUGUCGGUCUACGUGUCCACGUUCACGUUGACGGCGAUUGCUUUGGACCGGCACCGGUACAUAAUGUAUCCGCACCGGCCUCGCAUCGCAAAGCGCACUGCUUUGGGCGUCGCUAGCUUCGUUUGGGCUCUGGCGUUGUUGCUGUCCAUCCCGUACGCCCUCUUCCGUCAAACCGAAAUCAGGAACGGAGCCACGCUUUGUCUCAUCUCUGUGGCCUCCAAUGACCUCUGGUUCUGGAAGUACGUGGCCCUCGUGACAUUCUUCAUCCAGCUGCUGAUCCCUCUGGCCGUGAUAUCGGCAGCCUAUCUCCGCAUCUACCUGAAGCUGAGAGCUCGCGGGAACGUGGGCAGCGUGAUGGCCCAGCAUCAGCGGGCCAACAACAAGGCCAAGCAGCGCACCACUCUCAAGCUGGUCCUGUUCGUGGCCGUCUUCGCUGUCUGCUGGUGUCCGCUCAACCUCUACGUCUUUGUCACCAACUUCAACCAGAAGCUUAAAAGCAGCGUGCUGUAUCUCUGCCUGCACUGGUUCGCCAUGUGCAGCGUCUGCAUCAACCCCGUCGCCUUCGCUUUCCUCAACAAGAACUUCCGGAGUGGUCUGAAAGCAACGCUCCGUUGCGCCCGUGUGAAUGAUCGCGCCAAGCAUUCCAGAAAUCAUACAUCAGAAACUUUCCAAUAAACAAAAAAAAAAGCAGUUCACCAUACCAUCAAAAUUCACCA
Messenger RNA from Patiria miniata (bat star), 1218 nucleotides. RefSeq names its product probable G-protein coupled receptor 83. The transcript has 2 exons. Gene Ontology annotation, biological process: G protein-coupled receptor signaling pathway. Gene Ontology annotation, molecular function: neuropeptide Y receptor activity; neuropeptide binding. Gene Ontology annotation, cellular component: neuron projection; plasma membrane. Bases 116 to 1177 code for a protein of 353 amino acids. The record is from RefSeq and is a predicted model, not a curated record. NCBI's taxonomy places the organism in Eukaryota, Metazoa, Echinodermata, Asteroidea, Valvatida, Asterinidae.